AUGUUGAAUCAAAGUUUAAGUACUUCCCUUGCUCUAUUGUUAGUCCUUCAAGGGUUUGCUUCGUUCCUCAAUGCCGAAAAAUCCGAAGGCCCAAACAACUCACCUCCCCCCAUAGUGGGUGUAAGUCAACAAGAUUGCGCUCAAACUUGGGCAAAUCUAGCCAUUCGAACCAAAUUUUGGUCUAUGACUUACCCUGAAAGAUACUACUGUCGCAAUGCUGGGAAUACGGCAUACGUGUGUGGAAACUGCUGGAUAAAGCAGCAACAGAAACCCGCUAACCCUGCACCACUUACGUUGGGGCCGGAGGCCUCAUCCUGCUCCAUUCUCCGCUCAUCUGAUCGUAAGGCAAUAUGGAUUCCCAAAGCUCCGUGUUUAGCUUACCAUCUUGAAGAGUCAUCAGGUCGUAUGAGUUGCCUUAGUCAAGCAUUCUCAGUCCUUCAAUGUCACGCAGGUCGCCCGGACCCCUCUUAUAUUGGUACUGUCUGUGACCAAUGCACGCCGUAUCAAGCCAAAUCCGGGGACCGCGGUACUAUCUUUGAGGAUGGAUCCGACUUUCCAUGA
Melampsora larici-populina 98AG31 is the source of this 561-nucleotide messenger RNA. RefSeq lists its product as uncharacterized. Bases 1 to 561 code for a protein of 186 amino acids. The transcript has 5 exons. NCBI's taxonomy places the organism in Eukaryota, Fungi, Basidiomycota, Pucciniomycetes, Pucciniales, Melampsoraceae. The record is from RefSeq and is a predicted model, not a curated record.